Messenger RNA from Moneuplotes crassus, 1118 nucleotides. The record is from the annotation of a GenBank genome assembly. Lineage: Eukaryota; Ciliophora; Spirotrichea; Euplotida; Euplotidae.
UAAAAAUGGAAAGUGCACAACCAGAUACAGUUAAAGAAGGGGUUAAAGAAUACUACGGCAAGACUUUAUCAAAGACAGAAGACUUAAAAACUGAUGCUUGCUGUCCAAAAGGAAAGGGGCUCUAUAAGUCAGCUAGAGAAGCAGUUAAGGAAGUGCAUAAUGAUGUUAUUAUCAAGUAUUAUGGAUGCGGAAACCCAAUCCCUGAAUGUUUAGCAGGAGCAACUGUUCUUGACUUAGGGUCUGGAAGUGGCAGAGAUGUCUAUAUUUGCUCCAAACUUGUAGGAGAAUCUGGAAAAGUCAUUGGGAUUGAUAUGACUGAUGAGCAAAUCCAGGUCGCUAAGGACUUCCAGGACUAUCAUGCUGAGAAAUUUGGAUACUCAAAUACAGAGUUUAUUCAAGGCUACAUCGAAGACUUCACCGACUCAGGAAAUGUAGCAGAAGGCUCAGUAGAUGUAGUCAUCUCCAAUUGUGUAGUAAAUCUCUCUCCAAAUAAAGACAAAGUAUUUAGACAAGUAUGGAAAGCUCUUAAAGAAGGUGGAGAACUCUAUUUCAGUGAUAUAUAUUCUGAUAGAAGAGUCCCUCAAGAACUCCAAGACAACAAGGAACUUUGGGGAGAAUGUCUCUCAGGAGCUCUUUACUUCGAAGACUUUAGAAGGCUCAUGAAAGAGAUUGGUUUCACUGAUUUGAGAGUGAUUUCACAGAGUGAGGUUAAAAAUACAGCAGGCUAUGAUCUUGCUCCAAAGUUCUACUCUAUCACUAUAAGAGCCUUCAAGAUUUCAUCUCUUGAAGACAGGUCAGAGAAUUAUGGAAAUAUUGCAACCUACAAGAGUGGAAUCCCUGACUUUGGAUGCAAAUUCGAGUUUGACCAAAACUAUACUUUCUGCAAGAAUAAAGAAGUCUCUGUGUGUAAGAAUACUGCAGAAAUUUUGAGAAAAUCGAGGUACGCUCCUUUCUUUGAGGUAACUGAAGAUGGCUAUCAUCAAGGUCUUCAUGAAAAGCAGAGCUUCCAGAUUUCAACAGCAGCUGAUGCUAAAGAAGGUUGAUGCGUUCCGAAAGAAGGAGCAGGAAGCUCAGGAUGCUGUUAGAUUGAUUUAUAAAUAUUAAAUACCAACUAUAUU